Molecule: messenger RNA, 246 nt
Organism: Dictyostelium discoideum AX4
Lineage: Eukaryota; Evosea; Eumycetozoa; Dictyosteliales; Dictyosteliaceae
Exons: 3
Coding region: 1-246 (81 amino acids)
Source: RefSeq, a predicted model, not a curated record
AUGAAAUUAAUUAAUUUUACACAAACUUUAUUUGCAAGAGGAGCAAGAAGACAUGUUCCAUUAAUCCGUUUCCCAGAUAGACAUGGAUUAAAUAAAUCAACUACUUCAGUACCAACUCCAACCACUACAUCAUCAUCACCAUUAUCAAAUAAAAAUAAAACAUAUUCAGAUAAUUCUCAAAUUCCACAAAGAUUAAAAAUGAGACCUGAUGAAAUGGAUUUAGUUAAUAGUGGAGGUGCAUAUUAA